Messenger RNA from Owenia fusiformis, 1463 nucleotides. The record is from the annotation of a GenBank genome assembly. Lineage: Eukaryota; Metazoa; Annelida; Polychaeta; Sabellida; Oweniidae.
AUGUCGAUUCUACGGUAUACAAACAAGUUUUUAGCAGGGAAUAUAUUUGGGAGAGCAUUAAGACAUGUUGCAUGUCGCACCUACUCAGAGGGGGAGGAAGUGCCCCCAGUACAUCUUGGUCAGAAUGAGAGGAUACUGUUCAGCAUGAGUUUGGAAGAUAUAAGAUCGAUAAGGCAUGGCCUUGAAAUCAAAAGUGGUGAUCGAGUCUUUACACUUGCAUCCGGUGGUGGAAAUGCGAUAACUCUCCUACUUGACGAUCCAGCUGAAGUCGUGGCACUUGAUUUUUCCAUUCCGCAACUGCACUUGGCAAAACUACAGUCAGCCUGCAUCAAAUAUCUCUCAUAUCAAGAGUUCAUUGACUUUGUUGGAGUUAAAAAUAUGGAACCAGAAGAACGGGUCAGAAUUUUUAACUCCAUAAAAGGAGCACUUGAAGCUGACGUACGUGAGUAUUGGAAUGCUAAUACAUCAGAUAUAAACCAAGGGAUAAUCAAUUGUGGAGAUUUUGAGCAUAGAUUCAAAAUUUUUGCAGAGAAUGCCAUGAAUGUUGCGCUGAGUCCCAACCAAAUGGAAACAUUCUUAUCAAUGGGCGACGAUAUGAAUGAACAGAGACGAUACUUUAAAGAUGUCAUUGAUGGUGAAGUCUUCAGGCGAGCAUACCGAAGGCUUGGUUAUUGGACAUUCAAAGGUACCAAUACGGAUAUAAUGCCAGCUCUCGAUUACCCCAACAUUUUUCUACAACAUUUUCUCAACAAGGUGAAAACGACACCUAUGAAUCAAAGCUACUUCAUGGAAUUCAUUUUCACAUGGAAACAUGGUGUCCUCACUCCACUAAGGGAGUACCUACAAGAAGAGAAUUUUGAUGUUCUGAAAGACAGAAUUGGGCGCAUGAAAUGGUUACAUGGGGAGAUGAUGAACUACUUCAAGACAUUUCCAACACUAAAUCAGCCAAAGUUUGAUGCUAUGGGCCUGUCCAAUGUCACUGAUUUGAUGACACUCAGCAAUCAUAAUACAACCCUACGAGCUGCUGCUAAAGUUGUUAAACAACAUGGAAACAUUCUCUUUUUAUGUGUUAAGGGUCUCCCUAAAACUUGGCCAGAGGAUCUUGUGGGAUCAGCUGUUGUUAUUGAACAUGAUAAAGUAAAGGAAUGUUCUGAAAUGGAUCGUGCAUUCUUCUGGGAAGACAUACAGGUUGCAAAGGUAUUGUGAAACAAUUUGUAACACUGAAGCCUCAGUCACAUUUGGUGGCCAUAGCUUUACAAAAUCAAUAUAGAAAAUCUACAUAGUACUACUUAUGCCUAUAUUUUACGCUGCAUAUUUCUCUCAAAAGACCUGGAGGUGUUUGUAGAAUGUAUGAAUCAGGGAUGUUUUUUCAUGCAUUUCGCUUCAAUAAACUUUGAAACAUUUUAUUGACUAUAUGAUUGCACCAUAUAAUCCCCAAAAAUUCUUAUUUUCAAGGAUUAUCU